AUGACAAGCACCGAACGGAGUAGUUUUAAAAUCGGUCGAGUCGAAAUAAUUUCUCGAACUGACUUGGAUUCUUUAGAUCAGCAGAAGAAAUCAUCGGGAGAAUUUUGCCCUUCGCAACACAGUGUUAUAAGAGAUUCAUCUUUCUUUUCCGAAUUGAAGUAUGGCAGUAAUCAGGGUGCUUGCAAUUGGUUUGUACAUGGUUUGCAUGCGGUUUGUAAAUGCUCAACUUGCUUGCUCACUUUGAAAAUUGUCCGUAUCAUCAAUGAACAAAACUUUGUCUACUGUCACUUUGCGAUGAUCAAAGAAAAUAUUGAUGAAUAUGAAAACAGAGUACAGACAGUAUGA
This is a messenger RNA of Brugia pahangi, 345 nucleotides long. The record is from the annotation of a GenBank genome assembly. NCBI's taxonomy places the organism in Eukaryota, Metazoa, Nematoda, Chromadorea, Rhabditida, Onchocercidae.